Papilio xuthus (Asian swallowtail) is the source of this 707-nucleotide messenger RNA. RefSeq names its product keratin-associated protein 19-2-like. The record is from RefSeq and is a predicted model, not a curated record. The transcript has 2 exons. Bases 19 to 651 code for a protein of 210 amino acids. NCBI's taxonomy places the organism in Eukaryota, Metazoa, Arthropoda, Insecta, Lepidoptera, Papilionidae.
GUUAAACAGCCCACAACAAUGGCCGUUAAGAUCGCUGUCAUCCUGUGCCUAUUUGGUCUGGCGCGCGGUGGGAACCUUUCCGGUGGACUAGGUCUAGGUCAACAUGGCUUAGGAUAUGGAUCUAAUCUAGGUCUUAGAUCAGGUCUCGGAUACGGUACGAGCUUAGGACAAGGAUUAGGUAUUGGCUAUGGCUCAAACCUUGGCAUUGGAUCCAAACUGGGAUACGGAACAAAUAACUUGGGAUAUGGAAAUGGAUGGCAAGAUUAUGGGUCCGGAUCAUAUGGGUACGGAGGUUAUGGAUAUGGUUCUGCCGGUUUAUCUAGACCCGCUACUUCUACUGUAUCCAUCAAGAAAUACUCAGGACCUGCAGUGCCCUAUUCUACAGGAUUUGGAGGAUACGGAGGAUAUGGCUCGGGUUCCAACGGAUACGGUUAUGGUGGUCUUGGUAGUUAUGGUGGUUACGGCGGUAUUGCAGGUUACGGAAACACUGGUUUGGCCGGAGCUGCUGUUUCUUCUGUAUCCAUCAAGAAAUAUUUAGGGCCUGAUGUACCCUACUCCUCAGGAUUUGGUAGACACGGAGCCUACGACGCGCUUGGACAAGGAUACGGCAGUUCUGGAUAUGCUGCUCGCGGUUAUGGAAACAAGUGGUAAAGUACGAAAGCCUAAGAUCGAUUUAUACUAAUUUGAAAUAAAUUAUUUAAUUUGUA